AUAACAGGUGGAUAAGAAAGGCUCUCCUUCUUCUUCCCUCUUCUCCUAUGUUAUCUGCUCAAAUCUUCUCCAUCUGAAACCCCUCUCUCUUUCUCACACUUUAAGAAGCUAAACCCGUAAGCCAUGUCCGUCGCCGGUCGGAUUUCUUCAAUUACGACCACCAUCACACCUCAAUCUCACUCCUCUUGCUCUCCUGCCGCAAUCCUCCCCCUCCGCCUUCACAAAACCCGAACUAACCAUGCCUCUCUCCGCUGCUCCAACUCCUCCUUCUUCAACCCUAUCCGUAUAACCCCUAUCAUAACCACCAAAUCCCUCAGCCGCAGACCUUCCUCCAUCCAAAUGAGCAUGGAGGCCGGAGUCGGGUUAAUGGGUACCAAAUUGGGCAUGAUGACGUACUUCGAAUCCACCGGCAAGGUGGUUCCGGUCACCGUAAUAGGUUUCAGAGAAGGAAACCUUGUGACUCAAGUGAAAACCGAGGAUACAGAUGGGUACAAUGCGGUUCAAGUCGGGUACAGAAGGGUCCGAGAUAAGAAACUCACAAAACCCGAGAUGGGUCAUCUGGAAAAAUCAGGAAUAAUUCCAUUGAGGCAUCUUCAAGAAUUUAGGUUACAAUCCGUUGAUGGGUUCGAGCCCAAUCAGAAAUUGGUGUUGGAAGAAUUGUUCAAAGAAGGUGAUUUGGUUGAUGUUUCUGGCACCACCAUUGGCAAAGGGUUUCAAGGUGGUAUCAAGAGGUAUAACUUCAAAAGAGGUCCAAUGUCUCAUGGAUCAAAGAGUCAUAGGGCUCUUGGAUCAAUCGGAGCAGGAACAACACCAGGGCGUGUGUAUCCAGGGAAGAAGAUGCCUGGAAGAAUGGGAGGGACAAAAACAAAGAUCAGAAAACUCAAAGUUGUCAAGAUUGAUACUGAGCUUAGAGUUGUGAUGAUCAAAGGGGCUGUUCCUGGUAAACCUGGAAACCUCAUCAGAAUAACUCCAGCCAAGAUUGUUGGAAAGAAUAUUCCCAAGAGUUAGUUAGUGUCUUUGCUUCUUUCGUGGUUUAUAUCUUCUUUUUUGGAUUAUUGUUUGUUGUCUAUUAAGCUAUUUCCAUGUCAUUUUUCUUCAAAUUUUGUAAUGUGAAUCAUGAUUCUGAUGAAUGGGUAUCCAAAAAACUCUAUGACUA
Lactuca sativa (garden lettuce) is the source of this 1156-nucleotide messenger RNA. RefSeq names its product Ribosomal protein L3 family protein. Lineage: Eukaryota; Viridiplantae; Streptophyta; Magnoliopsida; Asterales; Asteraceae. The record is from RefSeq and is a predicted model, not a curated record. Gene Ontology annotation, molecular function: structural constituent of ribosome. Gene Ontology annotation, biological process: translation. Gene Ontology annotation, cellular component: ribosome; chloroplast envelope.